AUUGGGUACCGUAUAACCGGGCCCUCCAUUAUUUGUAUAAAUAAAUACUGUCCCGAACAAUCGGUAACCCAGAUCGAUCAUUUUCUCACUCACUUAGAUCACCGAUCAGUCCAAUAAAUUCUUUCAGUACUUACACCUACCUACAUUAUGGCUACCGUCGUUAUUCAGUACCCUGUCGGUCAUGACUUCGAUGUCGACUACUAUGUCAACACGCAUAUGCCUCUAGCCCACAAGCUCUGGGGUCCUCAAGGUCUUAUCAGUGGGCAGGUCAUCAAGCUCGGUGGAGACAGCCCUCACCAAAUUUACAGUAUCAUCACAUGGGACAGCCUGGCUUCGUUCCAGAAGGCCAGCGUUUCAGAGGAGGCGAAGGAGAUCAAGGCUGAUGUGAAGAACUUCACCACUGCGACGCCUACCUAUGUUAUUGGCGAGACUGUCGCCAAGGCUUAGACUGCAUAUCGUGCUGAAAAGCAUGCCUGCCCUUGUACUUGGGGUUGUUCUAAUGCCAAACAAUCUUAGUGG
This is a messenger RNA of Fusarium oxysporum Fo47, 519 nucleotides long. RefSeq lists its product as uncharacterized. The record is from RefSeq and is a predicted model, not a curated record. The coding region runs from base 148 to 447 and encodes 99 amino acids. Gene Ontology annotation, molecular function: oxidoreductase activity. The transcript is spliced from 2 exons. NCBI's taxonomy places the organism in Eukaryota, Fungi, Ascomycota, Sordariomycetes, Hypocreales, Nectriaceae.